This is a messenger RNA of Myodes glareolus (Bank vole), 1790 nucleotides long. It is a transcript of the gene Rnf229, whose product is annotated as ring finger protein-like. The record is from RefSeq and is a predicted model, not a curated record. NCBI's taxonomy places the organism in Eukaryota, Metazoa, Chordata, Mammalia, Rodentia, Cricetidae.
AUGGGGCUCAGGCUCAGAGAAACCCUGUUGGAGGAGUCAGACAGGUCCGAGGGCAGCUGGGAGCUGAGGAACCUCUGUUUUGUCCGACAACUGCCGGAACAGAGACCAGGCCUGGCCAACAUCACUCGUAAGCCUGAGAUACCAGGAGCAGACGACGCUGCGGGGACUCAAGUGAAGUUUACUUCCGGGCCACACUUAACCUUUACAUCUCCAACAAUCCCUGCUGUCACCCUGGAGUCCCAAUCUUCGCAUCCUGAUUUCUGUUCUGGUGGUUCUAUCCUGGGGCCUAAUGACACCAGCUCUAUACCCACUAGUUCACCUUGUACUCCUUUGAGUCCUGAGCUCCUGGACCCACUGCGUCAGCUACUAGCAGAUGAAGAGGAUAAUCUCAGGCCCCCCCAGGAUGCCAGGACUCCAGACAGUAAGCCUGAACUGGUGGCCAGAGAUCCAGCUGGUGCCAGGGCCCUGUCAACUGUGGAGGGGCAGGAAGAGUGUGAGGGACAGGCAGAGGAGGAAUGCCCCAUCUGCACUGAGCCUUACGGGUCUGAUGAGCAGCACCAGGCCUUGCUGAACUGUGGUCACAGCCUGUGUGUGGGCUGCCUGCACCAGCUGUUGGGCAUAACCCCCAGAGCUGACCUGGGCCGUGUGUGCUGUCCACUGUGUCGUCAGAAGACACCCAUGCUAGAGUGGGAGAUCUGUCAGCUGCAGGAGGAACUGCUUCGAGCUGAUGGACCCCAGCGCCCAGUGCCCAUUGCAUCCACCACACCCCUGCGCCCUGGCCCUGGGCCCUGGGGAUCCUUGGAGCACCGCUACCGCCUGCGUUUUCUGGCAGGGCCUGUGGGAGGCCGGAGCUGCCUCCCCUUCCUUCCCUGCCCUCCCAGCCUAAGUACCUGGCUGUGGACACUGCGGGAACGUGGCCCCUGUGCCCGUCGCCUAUCACUGCUGAGCCUGCUGGCAUUAGAAGUGCUGGGUCUGGUGCUCAUCUUCAUGCCGCUCAUGUUACUAGGAGUGUUCUUCAUGCUCCUAGACCGUUCCAGCCGCUGAACAGAGCUCAGGGCGUUGGCCAAGCUUUGAAGCCCACGCUUAGAUUCUGGUCAUUAGCAAAGACUUGCUAUCACAAUCCCAAGACCAGGCCUACUCAAGAGCCUGGGUCAGCCAGAGUGCUUACACACCCCUGCAGCCCAGAUAAUGACAGAGCCAAGGACACUAAGCCAAGGACAGCCUCUGAAGGAGAUUGGCCUAACAGGAAGGGCUGUGACCAGAGCCCCAUGUGCUUACCACGGACAAACACCUUACUGGCCAGAGGCAAUGGCUGGAUUCUAACACCAACUCCUGAGGUCUAUCUCGUGAGGGUAGGCGCAAAUGUGAAUAGAGGUCUAGCAGAAUUCUGUUGCUAGAAGGCAAGGGCUGCAGGGACCCUCUCCCUGUCCAGACAGAGGUUAGUGUGUGCCCCUGAAGGCCACAGUAGCUAGCUGGAGAGGCCUGCACUACACAGACCCAUCCUUCAAAAGCUCCUCACCCAACCUAAGAUGCCCGGAGCAACUAGGAUCAAUAUUGGUUUUGUGCUGCAAGGACCAAGGUUCAAUCCAGGCCCUGAAACCAGCAAAUGGCCAUGGCCAAGGUCCAGCUCUGUAACUGACUAUACAAUUCAUGUCACUGGACUCGGAGCCCUCACUUGGGCAAUGAAGACAAGUGUAAGCCACCUCUUGGCUUACUGGUGACAGUGUAAGGUGGGCUGAUUCUGUCUACAUCCAGCAUAAGAGUGGCUCUCAAUAAACAGUUGCUACUGA